Messenger RNA from Cynoglossus semilaevis (tongue sole), 1120 nucleotides. Its product is annotated as olfactory receptor 2AT4-like. The record is from RefSeq and is a predicted model, not a curated record. The transcript has a single exon. Gene Ontology annotation, biological process: detection of chemical stimulus involved in sensory perception of smell; G protein-coupled receptor signaling pathway. Gene Ontology annotation, molecular function: G protein-coupled receptor activity; odorant binding; olfactory receptor activity. Gene Ontology annotation, cellular component: membrane. NCBI's taxonomy places the organism in Eukaryota, Metazoa, Chordata, Actinopteri, Pleuronectiformes, Cynoglossidae. The coding region runs from base 137 to 1120 and encodes 327 amino acids.
AUGAGGACACUUUAUCUACCGCUGACAAUGAGCCAGGCGUGCAGCUGUGUGCAUGUUGCAGCUGGACUCUGCUGCGUAAUAGAAAUGCCUGGCAACUAGGAGAGAGAAUGGGGAGUGUUUUCUCUGGAGUUCAACUAUGACUGUUCUCAGGACCGUUCUGAACGACUCUGUCAUCAUUCACCCUCCAGGUUUCUACAUCAUUGGUUUUCAGACUUUUCCCUUCAUCAGUGUUUAUUUCAUCUUCCUGGCAUUUGUGUACGUGGUCACAGUGCUGUUCAAUACCUUACUGAUCUGCAUCAUUGUCUUUAACCACUGUUUGCACACUCCUAAGUUCGUGGCCGUGGUCAACCUGGCUGUGAUCGAUUUAAUCCUCAGCACGUGUCUCAUCCCCAGCAUGAUAAAGGUUUUUCUGCUGAAGGACAAUUUCAUUCCCUUUAACCUGUGCCUGGUUCAGAUGUAUAUCUACUAUGCCAUCACGACUAUGGAGUCAUAUGCACUUGCCGUACUCGCCUACGACAGGUUGGUAUCGAUUUGUUUCCCCCUGCAUCAACACUCAGUCAACACUCUGAGAGGCAUGACCUGGAUUGUGACUGUGUCGUGGUGUCUUGGUGCAGGGUUUCCCAUAUUUUCAGUGUCUAUAAUGACCCGACUGUCCUUCUGUAAUUCACUCAGAGUCUUCAGCUACUUCUGUGACUAUGCACCUGUGUUCAGACUGGCCUGUAACGACUACACUCUGCAGUGGUCUGUGGCCUCUGUGUCCUCUUUAGUUUUACUUGUUGUACCCUUUGGUUUCAUCCUACUGUCUUACAUCAGCAUCUUGGUGACGGUGUUCAGGAUGAAAUCUCUGGACAGUAGGAAGAAGGCUUUGGCCACAUGUGUGGAACAUGUUAUACUUGUUGCCAGCUUUUACCUUCCCAUUGUUAUUAUUUUUACAAUAGGGCUGUAUUUACGUUUAAUUAACCCAGACCAGCGUGUGCUCAGCCUGUCUCUGGCCUCUUGCCUCCCACCCUGCAUCAAUCCUAUUGUGUAUUCUUUGAAAACUGAAGAGAUCAAAAAGAGGAUUUUGGCACUGGCACAAAAGAGUAAAGUACGGUCACAACAACGCAAGAGCAAGUCCUGA